Messenger RNA from Penicillium cataractarum, 696 nucleotides. RefSeq lists its product as uncharacterized. The transcript has 2 exons. Lineage: Eukaryota; Fungi; Ascomycota; Eurotiomycetes; Eurotiales; Aspergillaceae. The coding region runs from base 1 to 696 and encodes 231 amino acids. The record is from RefSeq and is a predicted model, not a curated record.
AUGCGGUCGCGACCCUCUGUCAAACCGUCUGACUACCCAGCGCUGCCAUUCCACGGCAUUCGCUUCAUGAGCUUUCUCUCCUCGAUCGUGGUCGCUAUUAUCCUCGCUAUAUUCAUCUACCAUCUCCAUGCCGACGGAUACAAAUUACCCUUCGCCUUCCUAGUCCUCCUAAUCACAUCCCUUCUCUCCCUCCUAACCACCCUCCUAACCACCCUCUCAAACUGCUGCUGCGGCCUCUCCCCAAAAUUCUCCCUAGCCCUACACAUCCCCCUCCUCAUCCUCUGGCUCCUCUCCCUCGCCCUCCUCGCCUACAGCAUGUCCGGCACGAUCCUGACAAAAUGCACAACGACUUACUGGCCCACAUCAACCGCCCUCUCCGUCUGCCGGUCCUACAAAGCUCUCUUCGCAUUCACCGUCGUCGGCACGGCGGCGUAUAUCGCGGCGAUUUGGCUGGAUGUCGUUGUGAGGCGGAGACAGACGAGGCUGGGCGCUUAUGGGCCGAUGGGGAGUUCGGCGGCUGUGGGGGAGGAUCCGUGGGAUGUGAAGUUGGCAGAGAGACGGGAUUCGAGUGCGGAGGGGAGGUAUGAUUCUGUGCCGCAGCCUGAGCAGAGGAGGGGCGCUGCGAGGGUGCGGUUUGGUCAGGGGUAUCAGCAUCCUGCUGAGCAGACGGGGUAUGAUCCUGCGGCUUAUCGGUGA